AUGUCGUUGGGAGUCGCGUUGACUUUGUUACUCCUAACAUUGAUAUUGAACUUAACCGAGGCUGGACAUGGAGGAAGUCAUAAACAUGUGGUGAUUCACGUACCGUAUAAAAUCAAGCACAUUUACCAUACUCAUACAAUUACAAAACAUGUACAUCAUGGAGGAGGAGGAGGUGACAAAUAUGAAGUUUUGGGAUACACCGUGGGUCAUCCGAUCGAUUUGGGAGGUCACGGAGGUGGAGGCGGUGGACACGAUUUCGGUGGUGGUGGACACGAUUACGGUGGUGGAGAUUAUGGAGGUGGUCAUAUCGAAAUUGGAGGAGGUGGAUACGGAGGAGGUGGUGGAUACGGAGGAGGAGGUGGACACGGUGGUUGGGAAGAAAGCGGAGGUGGAUAUGAACUCGGUGGUUAUGGUGGGGGUGGUGGUGGUGGUGGUGGUGACUGGGGUGGUCACUGA
Polistes dominula (European paper wasp) is the source of this 456-nucleotide messenger RNA. RefSeq lists its product as uncharacterized. The record is from RefSeq and is a predicted model, not a curated record. NCBI's taxonomy places the organism in Eukaryota, Metazoa, Arthropoda, Insecta, Hymenoptera, Vespidae.